Coccinella septempunctata (seven-spotted ladybird) is the source of this 1280-nucleotide messenger RNA. RefSeq names its product acyl-CoA-binding domain-containing protein 5. Gene Ontology annotation, molecular function: fatty-acyl-CoA binding. The transcript has 5 exons. The record is from RefSeq and is a predicted model, not a curated record. Lineage: Eukaryota; Metazoa; Arthropoda; Insecta; Coleoptera; Coccinellidae. Gene Ontology annotation, biological process: fatty acid metabolic process. Bases 314 to 1153 code for a protein of 279 amino acids.
UCGUUAGUCAGUCAGUGGCCACUAUCAUUAAUCGAAGCGUUGAUUGAAGUACUUCAAUGAACGAUCGAAGUUAGAAAAUUUCUAAUUAGGCAAAGACCAAAUUUUCACAGGAUAAAGAAAAUUUAGGAAAGUGCUGACAUCUCUUUAAGGUGAAGGAGAACCAAAUUGUAAAUAAUUUGAUUGUCAAUUUGACAACCUUAUUUUAAACCAAUUAAUUUAUGAAUAUGUAAAAAUGUCAGUUUAGUCCCAAGGAAAUUGAGCUAAAAUUACAGAAAAAACAAACUACAACCAUAUUUCAAGGAUAUAUAAUAUUAUGACGACUGAGCAAAAAUUUGAAGCUGCGGUGAACGUAAUACGAAGUUUGCCGAAAAAUGGAUCAUAUCAACCAAGCAAUGACUUGCUCCUUAGAUUUUAUGCAUUUUAUAAACAAGCAACCGAAGGGCCAUGUUUAGGAGCAAGACCUGCUUUUUGGGACAUUGUAAAUAGAGCAAAAUAUGACGCUUGGAAACGUUUAGGCAACAUGUCAAGAACUGAGGCAAUGGUCAAAUAUAUAGAUGAGUUACAUUCCAUUGUAGAAACUUUGAGUUAUUCUGAUAAAGUAGCCAAUUUUUUGGAGGCUUCAUCGAAUGAAUUAGAGUCCAUCAGUAUGAGUGACUUGGAAUUAAUUGCUGGAGAUGUUUUACAGAGGGUGCGGUCUCAAACCAACUCGCCAAUAUCUUCUAGAGAUGCUUCACCCACUCAUAUUAGCUCUAGGCCUGAAUCUCCAAAUUCCAACCAUAUUUUCGCAGACGAUGAGUCAGAUGAAGAGUAUAUUGAUACUAUUGAGGCUCCCGAACCAAGAAGAAUAGCCAAGGAAUCUUUAUAUUAUGAGCCGAAUAUGAAUGGCAUUUUACAGAAAGAACAUGUCUCAAGAAGUCGUACGAAAGUGCAAAAUAUAGAUAUUUCACUUGAAGUUUCGAAAGCUGUCCAAAGUUUACAAUUAGACAUUGAGAGUCUGAGACAUAAAGUACAGAUUUUAGAAAAGGAUAGAUCAGCAGUUGCAACGAAGAAUAAACACAUGUUUGGGGAAUUUUCUCCUGCACUAGUCACAUUUAUUGUGGUUUGGCCAUUUCUAUGUACAAUUGUAAUGAAUAGAUUUCUGCGAAAUAAAUAAUUCACUCAAUUUACUCUAUGGGUUUUUAUGGAAUAUACUGUAAAUGUUAUAUUAUAUUUGGUUAAUGUAUCUGUUAUUUGUUAAAUGAAUUUUAAUAUGGUUUGGAAAUAAAAUAAAUGGCGAAAAA